AUGGGUGGAGCAGCUGGAGUGAUUUAUGACUCCACCACUUGUCUUCUCCGCCUGCUGCUAUUGGCUGAGCUGUUUGUCCAUUCGUCAACUCGUCCCGCCCACAGUUCCUCCCUCUGUGGUUUGUUUGGAUCAAUGAUCCCUCAGGUGGAUAUGCUGAUGAGCAAUGCCAAAAAACUCCAUGAGCUGUCGAACGACGAACUCUCAAACUUAGCUUCUAUGGAGAGCAGACUUCAUGGUCUUCCUAACCUGCAGCACACGGCAGCACAUUUCAACUCACUCAAGGUGAAUGAGUCCCUGUCUCAGCUCCAUGUGUUCACUCAGUCCAUUAAGCUGCAUAUAGACUGGUUGAAAACAGCAAAAGACAACUUCAGUUUACCCUCCCAGUCAGCUGAGGGCGCCAACACUCACCUCCUGCAACUGUCCAACCUCAUCAACACAUCUCUCAAACAGAUUGGAGAAGAGGUUCCUCAGUCACCAGCUCUCUCCCUCCCUGUGGCCUCCACAGCCUUCGACGUGCUCCGGUUCUCCGUCGAGCUCUCUGAACAGUUACAGAUUUUCUCCAAGUGGUCGAAAAGAGUGUUACGACAUCUCCAGAGACAAUCCCACUGCCCCAGACAUUAAGAGGUCGCCUUCAACAGAGCAAGUCUUUCUACAAAACCACUGUCAGAUGGUUUUUUUCGUGCUGCGUGGCGCAAGGGAUGAUAAUAUUACUUUGUCAGUAUGUCAGUCCACCACUUAUCUCAACAGCUGUUGGGUGGAUUGCCAUGAAAUUUGGUACAGAUAUUUAUUCCACCCUUAACGAUGAAUUCCAAUCGUUUUGAUCCUCUGACUUUUCUUGUAGCGCCACCAUCA
This is a messenger RNA of Seriola dumerili (greater amberjack), 852 nucleotides long. RefSeq lists its product as uncharacterized. Gene Ontology annotation, molecular function: growth factor activity; cytokine activity. The coding region runs from base 1 to 621 and encodes 206 amino acids. The record is from RefSeq and is a predicted model, not a curated record. NCBI's taxonomy places the organism in Eukaryota, Metazoa, Chordata, Actinopteri, Carangiformes, Carangidae. Gene Ontology annotation, cellular component: cytoplasm. Gene Ontology annotation, biological process: positive regulation of MAPK cascade; positive regulation of cell population proliferation. The transcript has 5 exons.